Molecule: messenger RNA, 1386 nt
Organism: Zasmidium cellare ATCC 36951
Lineage: Eukaryota; Fungi; Ascomycota; Dothideomycetes; Mycosphaerellales; Mycosphaerellaceae
Exons: 6
Coding region: 1-1386 (461 amino acids)
Biological process (GO): transmembrane transport
Cellular component (GO): fungal-type vacuole membrane
Molecular function (GO): transmembrane transporter activity
Source: RefSeq, a predicted model, not a curated record
AUGACGAGUCCCGAGCAAGAGAAGGAUCUUGAAAGCGAUACAUCUCUGAAGCAUGAUUCUUCGGACAAUAACGGCGAUCUCCCACCUCAGACAUCGAACCCAUCAGAAAUUACUCGCGACCAAAGGGCAAUCUUGAGGGAUACGAGCAAAGGGCAGAGCCCGAAUGAAACACCGUCAUCAGACCUACCCAACCCUCCGAAUGGCGGCAGUACCGCAUGGAUACAAUGUAUCGGGUCAUUCUGCCUGUGGUUCGCAGUCUGGGGACUGGUGAACUCCUCAGGAGUCUACCAAGCCUACUACGAAGACGUCCUCCUCACCAACUCUUCAUCGUCCAGCAUCUCCUGGAUCGGCUCCUUGCAGCUCUUCCUGAUGAUCGGAGGGACGAGUAUCAUUGGUCCGAUCUUCGACAGAGGAUACCUGCGCAGCCUGCUUCUCACGGGCACUUUUCUCAUUGUCUUUGGCUUGAUGAUGACGAGCUUGUGUACCGCGUACUGGCAGUUCAUGCUGGCGCAGGGUGUUUGUAUGGGGUUGGGGAUGUCGUGUCUCUUUGUUCCGCUUGUUGCUGUGCUCCCGCCGUACUUCACUACCAGGCGUGCGCUGGCUAUGGGCAUCGCUGCGAGUGGGAGUAGCAUUGGCGCUAUCAUCUUCGCCAUCAUGUUCCAACAACUACAGCCCAAGAUCGGUUUCGGCUGGGCGAUCCGCUGCAUCGGCUUCGUCGUACUGGCGUCGCUGGCGUUCCCUCUCGUGACGAUGCGGAAACUGGUCACGCAAUCCCCUCCGCGAGCGUUCAUCGACAGGUCAGCGCUGAAAGAGUGGCCGUUCAUCCUGACCCUCCCUGCAAUGUUUCUGGUAUUCUUGGGACUCUACUGUCCUUACUUUUACAUCGAGGUCUUCUCCGUGCAGACGCACGCUGCGAGCUCGGAGAUCACUCAAUACCUCAUCGUCUUCAUGAAUGCGGGCUCUCUGUUCGGGAGACUGUUGCCCAAUAUCUUAGCUGACAAGGUCGGCCCAAUCAAUACCAUCAUAACCAUAGCCUUCAUCACCGGCGCCGUAGGCCUCUCGUGGAUCGGCGUGACGGCGCAACCGGGCAUCAUCACGUUCGGAGUCUUGUACGGCUUCUUCUCAGGUUCGUACGUUGCCCUCACAGCGGUUGUCUGGGCAGCGCUCUCACCGAAUCCACGCGUGUUGGGGACGCGCAUUGCUAUGAUGACCAUCCCGCAGGCUGCAGGGCUGCUAAUAGGCAAUCCCAUCGGCGGCACUCUCGUAAAUGGCUCGUCCUUUUUAGGACUGCAGCUCUUCUGCGGACUUACCGUUAUGUCUUCUGGCUUCUUCUUGGUGGGGGCGAGAUGGGCCCAGAUCAAGGCUGGUGCUGGUUGGAAAGGAUAG